Fraxinus pennsylvanica is the source of this 1344-nucleotide messenger RNA. NCBI's taxonomy places the organism in Eukaryota, Viridiplantae, Streptophyta, Magnoliopsida, Lamiales, Oleaceae. The record is from the annotation of a GenBank genome assembly.
AUGGAUCAAGAAACUACACGAUGCACGACUCGUGCAUGGCGCUGGUUUAAGGCCAUACCUGAGAAAUUUGUAUCGAAAAUAAUGGAUGCAGCCACUGAGGGAAAGAAACUUGGAGUUGAAGAUCCAAGAAGGAUUAUUCACUCACUGAAAGUUGGAUUGGCAAUAAGUUUAGUUUCACUGUUCUAUUACUUCGAUCCUUUGUACGAAGGCUUUGGCGUGUCAGCAAUGUGGGCUGUCAUGACCGUGGUUGUCGUCUUCGAAUUUUCCGUAGGGGCUACUCUCGGACGAGGCAUAAAUCGAGGGAUUGCAACAUUGUUAGCUGGCUCACUAGGUGUUGGAGCACAUCGGUUAGCAAGUUUUCCUGGGGAGAAAAUAGAGCCGAUACUACUUGGAUUAUCCGUUUUUUUAGUAGCUGCUGCAGUAACAUUCAUUCGAUUUUAUCCCAAAUUGAAGGCAAGAUAUGAUUAUGGACUUGUCAUAUUUAUCUUGACGUUCUGCUUAAUAUCUGUCUCCGGGUAUCGAGACGACGAGGUUUUGGAAAUGGCAUAUAAGAGGUUGUCCACGAUACUCAUAGGUGGCGCUGCUGCUUUGAUAGUUUGCGUUUUGAUAUGCCCCAUAUGGGCUGGUGAAGAUCUUCAUAAUCGAGUUGCUGGCAACAUUGAAAAUUUGGGAACUUUCCUUGAAGGUUUCGGAUGUGUAUACUUCCAAACAUUAGAUGACAAACUCCAAGAUCAGAAAGCAUCUCUGGAUGGCUAUAAAAGUGUUCUUAAUUCCAAAAGCACUGAAGAAUCCUUGGCGAACUUCGCAAAGUGGGAGCCUCGACACGGCCGAUUCCGAUACCGGCACCCUUGGGAUCAAUACCUGAAAAUUGGGAUGCUUGUGCGAGAAUGUGCUUAUCGCGUUGAUGCUUUGAAUGGCCAUCUUAACUCGGAGAUGAAGACACCACCAGAAGUCAGAGCCAAAAUUCAAGAAUUAUGCACAAAGAUGAGUUCUGAAUCCAGUCUUGCUUUGAAAGAACUAUCACUAGCAAUCAAGACAAUGAGUUCUUCAUCCAUUGCUGAUCCUCAUAUUGUCAAUGCAAAAACUGCAGCCAAGAAACUUAAAUCCUUGCUCAAAACAGGCCUGUGGGAGGACACAAAUUUUCUUGAUAUAAUUCCUGCUGCUGCAGUUUCUUCUUUACUCAUAGAAAUUGUCUCCUGCACUGUGAAAAUUGCUGAUUCUGUUCAUGAACUUGCUUCCAAGGCAAAGUUCAACAAUGAUGUUUUGAAGCAAAAAGAAAAGGGAAAAGUAUUGAGAGUCCCAAGUAUUGAAGGAUCCCACAACAUUGCUAUAAAUUCUGAGUGA